AUGAAGAAGGGAAGCGGCGGAAGGAUCACGAGUCUCACGCUUGAAAAGAAGGGGGGAUGGGAAGGAGGGAGAGGGAGGGGGGUGGCUCGGAGAUGCGACGGGAAACGCUGCGGCUCCGGCAGCGGCGGGAUCCGGCGGGCUGACGGCGGGGGCCCGGCGAACUGGAGGGCGGCGGAGUCUCGAGUCAGUCAGAGGCGGGCGGUGGCGGCGGCUCCUCUUCUCAUUGCGCCAGGAGCAGCUGCAGGCGGCGGCUGGAUCCAGCGGCCAUGGCGGCGGCGGUGGCGGAGGCAGCUCCCUUCAGACCCCAGGCAGCGGAUCCUCGACUGCUCCCCAUACGCCGGGGACAUGGGAACCCGGCAACCAAUUCCGUCCCUCGGGGCCCCCUCCCCCGUCCGCGGCACCAGUGCGGCCGCCCUCCCGCCCCUCGCCUCUGGUCGGUGCCGGCUCAGGAAGUGUCCGCGCUUUGCCCCCAGCCCGGAACCCUGUCAGCGGCUGCGGGGCCGGCUCCUCCUCGCUUCCUUCCUUCCUUUGUCACUCGGCCCGGGCGGCGGCGGCGGCAGCGGCAGCAGCAGCACAAUCCUGCAUUCGCCCGGGUCGGGGGCUGUUCUGUGUGAGGAGCGCCGUCUGCGCAGCCGCCUAGCUCUUCCCCACUCCCCCUCCCCCCUCCUACUCGUCCUCCGCCUCCUUCCUCCCCCACCCAGCCUUACACCGCCCAGCGCCCCGCCACCCGCGUAACAGGCGUCUGGGAAUCGCCGGCCGAGCCCCGCUCCCGCCCACUUAGGCUACGGUGCCGAAGCCCGAGCGGAGCCAAUCACGGACGUCGAUUGUUUGUGGCUCCUCCCGGAAAAAGCCGAUCGACCUGAGGAACCAAUUAGGAAGUGUCGCUGGAAAUCCACGCCCAAAAAGCGGAAAAUGCCGAAAAUAGCCGAACGAAAAGAAAAUACUCGGGUUUUGAGGGGAUGAAAUGAGACAGCACCUGUGAAAACGGUUUGGAUAUUUUGAAGGCCUGCACUCAUGUAGGAGCAUGGGUGAAGAUGAUUACUGGGAGAUAGCAAGAAGAGCAAAAAGAAGUUCAAAGAGUGGCUGUUAUCUCCAGGGAGCUUGUGAUUUCAGGAGACAGACAGAGAAUGCCCACAAGAGGAGCUGCAUUCCGGAGCCAGACAGUGGGUAAGUAUGUGCUAGACAGGCGUUGGAUCAUAACUGUUGCAGAGGGAAGGUGCAGUGGUUGAAGUGUGCAGCAAAAGGCUCAUGGAGGAGGAGGAUCCCAUGC
Prionailurus viverrinus (fishing cat) is the source of this 1270-nucleotide messenger RNA. RefSeq lists its product as uncharacterized. The coding region runs from base 1 to 735 and encodes 244 amino acids. The record is from RefSeq and is a predicted model, not a curated record. NCBI's taxonomy places the organism in Eukaryota, Metazoa, Chordata, Mammalia, Carnivora, Felidae. The transcript is spliced from 3 exons.